GGCCGCAGUGCUCGGGCGCCACCCGCCCUGAGCGGCGGCCCCGCCGACGACCCCGCCGCCGAGCCGGCCCGGGAGACCGCCCGCCGCUCCCCAGCGCCGUCCCCGCCGGCAGCCCGGCGCCCGGAGAAACAUGAUUCCGGUAACAGAAUUCCGGCAGUUCUCUGAGCAGCAGCCUGCCUUCCGCGUGCUGAAACCGUGGUGGGAUGUGUUCACCGACUACCUCUCGGUGGCGAUGCUGAUGAUCGGGGUGUUUGGAUGUACACUCCAGGUCAUGCAAGACAAGAUAAUCUGCCUUCCAAAAAGAGUUCAGCCUUCUCAGAAUCACUCUUCCGUUUCAAACGUCUCUCAAGCAGUUGCCAGCACCACCCCGCUGCCUCCCCCUAAACCAUCUCCUACCAACCCCGCCACUGUGGAAAUGAAAGGACUAAAGACAGAUUUGGAUCUUCAGCAGUACAGUUUCAUAAACCAGAUGUGUUAUGAGCGAGCCCUCCACUGGUAUGCCAAGUAUUUCCCUUACCUUGUCCUCAUCCAUACCCUGGUCUUCAUGCUCUGCAGCAACUUCUGGUUCAAAUUCCCUGGCUCCAGCUCCAAAAUAGAACAUUUCAUCUCCAUCCUGGGCAAGUGUUUUGACUCUCCGUGGACCACCCGGGCUUUAUCAGAAGUGUCUGGGGAGGACUCAGAAGAGAAGGACAACCGGAAGAACAACAUGAGCAGGUCCAACACCAUCCAGUCUGGCCCAGAAGGCAGCCUGGUCAACUCUCAGUCCCUAAAGUCAAUUCCCGAGAAGUUUGUGGUUGACAAAUCCACUGCAGGAGCUCUGGAUAAGAAGGAAGGGGAGCAAGCAAAGGCCUUGUUUGAGAAGGUAAAGAAGUUCAGGCUGCACGUAGAAGAAGGCGAUAUACUGUACGCUAUGUAUGUUCGCCAGACUGUCCUUAAGGUCAUAAAAUUCCUCAUCAUCAUUGCCUAUAAUAGCGCCCUGGUCUCCAAGGUUCAGUUUACGGUGGACUGUAAUGUCGACAUUCAGGACAUGACUGGAUAUAAGAACUUUUCUUGUAACCACACCAUGGCACACUUGUUCUCCAAACUGUCCUUCUGCUACCUGUGUUUCGUAAGUAUCUACGGAUUGACGUGCCUUUAUACCUUAUAUUGGCUGUUCUACCGUUCUCUACGGGAAUACUCUUUCGAGUAUGUCCGGCAGGAGACUGGAAUUGAUGAUAUUCCAGAUGUGAAAAAUGACUUUGCUUUUAUGCUUCAUAUGAUAGAUCAGUACGACCCACUGUAUUCCAAGAGAUUUGCGGUGUUCCUGUCGGAAGUGAGCGAGAACAAAUUAAAACAGCUGAACUUAAAUAACGAGUGGACUCCCGACAAACUGAGGCAGAAGCUACAGACAAACGCCCACAACCGGCUGGAACUGCCUCUGAUCAUGCUCUCUGGCCUUCCAGACACAGUUUUUGAGAUCACGGAGUUGCAGUCUCUCAAGCUUGAAAUCAUCAAGAACGUGAUGAUACCCGCCACCAUCGCGCAGCUGGACAAUCUCCAGGAGCUCUCGCUGCACCAGUGCUCUGUCAAGAUCCACAGCGCAGCCCUCUCUUUCCUGAAGGAAAACCUCAAGGUCUUGAGCGUCAAGUUUGAUGAUAUGAGGGAGCUGCCCCCCUGGAUGUAUGGGCUCCGGAAUCUGGAAGAGCUCUAUCUGGUUGGCUCUCUAAGUCAUGAUAUUUCCAGAAAUGUCACUCUUGAGUCUCUGCGGGAUCUCAAAAGCCUUAAAAUCCUCUCAAUCAAAAGCAACGUUUCCAAAAUCCCCCAGGCAGUGGUGGACGUUUCCAGCCACCUCCAGAAGAUGUGCAUACAUAACGACGGCACCAAGCUGGUGAUGCUCAACAACUUAAAGAAGAUGACCAAUCUGACAGAGCUGGAGCUGGUCCACUGCGACCUCGAACGCAUUCCCCACGCCGUGUUCAGCCUGCUGAGCCUCCAGGAACUGGACCUCAAAGAGAAUAACCUGAAAUCUAUAGAAGAAAUCGUUAGCUUCCAGCACUUGAGGAAGUUGACAGUGCUAAAACUGUGGCACAACAGCAUCACCUACAUCCCAGAGCAUAUAAAGAAACUCACCAGCCUGGAGCGCCUGGCCUUCAGCCACAACAAAAUAGAGGUGCUGCCCUCCCAUCUCUUCCUAUGCAACAAAAUCCGAUACUUGGACCUGUCCUACAAUGACAUUCGGUUCAUCCCACCGGAGGUCGGAGUCCUACAGAGUUUACAGUAUUUUUCCAUCACGUGUAACAAAGUGGAGAGCCUUCCAGAUGAACUCUACUUCUGCAAGAAACUUAAAACCCUGAAGAUUGGGAAAAACAGCCUAUCGGUACUCUCACCGAAAAUUGGAAACUUAUUAUUUCUUUCCUAUUUAGACGUGAAGGGCAAUCACUUUGAAAUCCUCCCUCCCGAACUGGGUGACUGCCGGGCCCUGAAGCGAGCCGGGCUCGUGGUGGAGGAUGCUCUGUUUGAAACUCUGCCUUCCGAUGUCCGGGAGCAAAUGAAAGCAGAAUAACUGAUUUUUUGCUUUAAAGCUUGACCGAAACACGCUUCUACCAAAUACAGUAUAAAUAACUAGGUAGUCUUGAUGCCUUUCCUAUUUUAUUUUAUUUUUUUCCUCUUUCACACAAAACAAAAUGUACACAAGAUUGAGUAAGGAGUGUGUAUUUUUUAAUAAAAAUUUAAUUGUAUUUUUUCAACAUUAAUAUUUUAAAGUUUUAUUUGUCCUGGAACCUGAUGUAUCUAUUAUUGUUUUCUACUGACAGAAACAGAUGGUUCCAUCUGUUUGUUUGUUUUUUUUUUUUUUUGUCAUUUCAUUCUUAUGGGAGGGAAUCUUGAGUUGCAUGCUUUUUGGUAUUUUUGAAAGAGAUAUUUUGCCAAUGCCAUUUUUAGCUUGUUUACACCUGUACAGGGUCCUUACUUUUGUUUUCAUCAUGUAUGCGCCAAGGAGUCUGUGCUAAUUCUUGUAAUACCAGCUGCCUUCUGCAUUGGCCAAGUCCUUCAUCCUACAGAACACUCCUCUCUGGAGUGUAAAUUCACAUAAGUGCAUUGUCACAGACUGUUGUUUUUAAAAUUACUCUUCAUCUCCAACAGAACCCUGAAUUGUGUUAUUUCAUAUACCUGACAGUCAAUGUGAUAUCGUUAGGCUAGGAUUUCAUAAGUGAGUGAAAACAAUGAUCUUCCAUGGCUGACUGAUCUGAAUUGGUCAUUUAUAAUCUAACUUGCAUUUCCACCAACAUUUCAAAGAUAUCAUUUUAAAAACAAAAUACAGAGGCUCCCCUCCCCCCACCUUUAAUAUUGCUAUGUAGUACUGGUGAACAACCUUAGAGAAGCUAGAUUUAUUUUAAUUAAAAUAGGUAAUUAAAUUAAAAAUCAGAAUCAGAAGCCUGGUUUUUAAGUAAUUUAAUUAUCUUUUAUAUCUUGAUAUGUGGGUACAUCAGAGAGAAAGAAAAUUCACUGCUUAAGCGCUCUCUGAAAGAGCUGGUGCGCUGUACUCAAGUGCACUGGGUGCCAGGGUGGGGUGGCCAUCUAUUCAGAUUUUCCCUGUUAUGCAGAAUAAUCCACAUCUAUGAAAUGGGGUGGGGUGGCCAUCUAUUCAGAUUUUCCCUGUUAUGCAGAAUAAUCCACAUCUAUGAAAUGGAUCUUCCGAAAUCCUGCCCUUGCUACGGAUGCUAGUGAUGUGAGCACAGGACAUCUGCUUUUUGGCUUAAAAUAAGCAUCUCAUCUAAAAUGGUUCUGUGACUUUUUUCAAAAGGGGUGAAUAAAUUGCUAAGUGGAUGCCACUUAGAAAUCAUUUUUGUCUGAUGGUCAGCAGAGCUUUUAUUUAUCUUCGUAUUUAAGCCAACGUAGUAUAUGCAUCUUGGGCAAAAUCUGCUAUUGAUUCUUAAGCUGUGUAGAACAGGAAAAUGAAAACACUUAUUUGUGCCCUCAACCCGUGACCAGUAUUACGGAUCAUAGGAAUAUUGUCUUAUGUGAUAAAUUCACACUGACUGUUUUCGGAACUCUAGUCUGAUCUAAGAGAGUUUUGUGACUUAACAAUGAAAGAAAAUAGAAAGAUGAUUUGGGGUUUCAAAAUACUGCUUUUAAAUUUUGCUCCUUGAUCCUGGUGAUUUUGCGCAGUGCUGCUUGGAGUCAUAUACAGAGUCAUAUACAGAACUACUCAGCACAUACAUGUACCUCAGUCACGUUUGAAAUGCUAGGAGACGUCGUGGAGUGAAGGAUUUGGGAAAGAGAUGCUUUCAUUUGUUUAGUAAUGAAAUCAUGUAGUCCAGAUUGCUUUAUUGUUUCUGCUCUAUGUCAGAGUGUUGGAACAGUGGAUUUUGUAUAACUUAUUUCCCACCUAGAAUUGAAAUGAUAUGUUUAAAAUAGUCACAUGGCUAUGUUUCUUAUAGGAGACAAUAUUCAAUUCCAGAAUAUGGUUAGGAUCUUGAUUAUGAACAAUGGGUUGUAUUUAGAAACACAGCCCUCUUUGUUUUAAACAAACAAAAGACUUGGAAGAUUCUCCAUGGCUGAGCAUGACAGAAAUACCCUGUUGAAAGGUAAGCUUAAAUAACUACUGUUACAACACUGGGUGCACUAUUUUUCUGGAUAAAAUUUAUAGUUAUUUUCUAUAUCACCCUUUGAAAGGGAUCUAUUCAGGUUAAAAAUCAUAUUUAUGCUGAAGUCUUUAUCUGGUAUUAAUUCAUGUCACAGGGGUUCAUAACCAAAGUGACUAGUAGUUUUAUCACUUGUAAACUUUGCUCACAAUUCCAAAAGACUCUGAUUUGUUUUCUUAAUGAUUUCACAGGCUGACCCCUAACCUAAAUUCUAAAUAACAUCCAGUAAAUCAGUAUUGUUCUAUGACUUUAUGUUUUAACUAAGAAGGAAAACUCAUAGAUGUUUCUAUUAGAUUUUAUAAAAAUUCAAAAGUCUCCAAUUCCAUCUUGAGUCUCAAUUUUCUGACUCUGGCCCUUUUCAAUAUUACAAGUUUUUGUUCACAUUUAUAAGCAAAAAGUAUUCAAUUACAUUUAGCCUUUAAAUGGGAAACUCAGGUAAAUGAACUGCUGACUUUUCUAAAGUCCUUUAAUGGAUCAACUCAGUGUAAAAGGGGUAUUUACCUAUUCCCUUUCUGUAUUUUACAAGUGCUCUUGCUAAAUAAAAAGGAACAACUAGCUCUAUUUCUCCAACCUCUGUAGGAUUCAUGAGAAGCUGCUUAUGUAAAUAUAAAAGCACCACAUGUACUCAUAUCUCCUAUGGCUGCUUGAGGCCCAUGAUGGGUAUACUUUUGGGUCAGUUUUAAUGGUUAAGUAUAGAACAGGUCUCCGGUGAUGGUCUGGUUGAAGCAGAGCAUAUAAUUAUACCCCAGUGGAACUCACCUAAGACCACACCUCAGAAAACUAAUUAUGUAUGAGGUUUUUGCUUUGUUUUGUUUUUAACACAACACUUUUAAUACAUAAGUGUUCUUGAUACAGUGAGACAACUGUAAAUUUUUCUUGUCGUUCACUCACCUUUUCCCUGCCAUUACAUUUCCCAUGUAGCUACUGCAAAGACUUCCAGCAAUUUACAUGGCAUCCUGUUCAGCAGCACUGCAUUUUCAGAAAGGCCUGGAAAAUAUGCCUGCAAUGAGUAUUUUGUUCAUUCAGAGGUGCCUCUUUAUCUGCCUCUCAAGCUGUCUUCUUAGAGAGGAUCUUAAACAACCUGGAAUCUUUCUCGGGUUACUUGGGGUGAGGAAAGUCCAAGUUCUUGCAAUAUGCUGUCUUAUGAUUUCUGAGAUGAAGAAAGAGAAGACAGAUUCUUUGUGUCUCUUCUUACCAUUUCCCCCAAGAGGAGUUUUGCUAUUGUUUGUUUUUCUAUUUCUAUUGUUUUUAAAAAGUCCAUUUUUAAGUAGUUUAUUCGACUCUCUAAUUUCUUACCAAAGCCCUGAUUAAGAGUCAUGCUAUAUUUACUUAAACAGUGAACACUCAUGAUCCAUCUUUACGAAUGAAAAUGGUCAGCAGCACUUAGCAGUGAAUGGAUAAGAUAAAUUUUAAUAUAAUUUCCACUUGUGUUCUCCCAUUAAUACUGAAUGUGAUAAUGCUAGCCAAGCAGUUCACAUUUUUGGUAGGGUCUCAAGAACUCACGGUAGAUUCCUGUAGUCACCCUAAGUUAGUAAGACAAGUGAACAAAACAGCCCAGUUACGAGUGAGGGAAAUGCUACCAUUGAUUUAUCAGAUUUAGUGCUCGCUUUGGCAGCACAUGUACUAAAAUUGAUUUAUCAGAUUUAGGCCUCAGCGACAUGCUUCUAGUACAAUUUCAUACCAGCCUUUCAAACUAGGUGUCCACUCUUACUGCCUCUUCCCAGAGCCAUGUACUGACACAGGUAAUAUCCUUAAAUUCUGGGGAGAGGGAAGAGUGUCCUCUGGCCCAGGGAUUUUUUUUUUUUUAAUCAGAAGACCUUGAAAAGGGGUACUUUGAACAACUUAACCUGUUGGCCAUGUUAAGUAACGGUUCCUAUGCAUGGUUUUAAAUGUAAGUACAGAUUUGCUCUCUGCUGAAUACUGUUUCCUCCCCGACCUGACUGCCUCUCCAAUGAGUAUUUUUACUGGAGUUGAAACUCAAUGCCUUAUGUGCUCACUUAGUUGUUUCUUUUUACUGCUACUUAUUUUCUCUCACUCUCUGUCCAGAUUGUGUCAAAUGCUGGUAAAACCUCUAAGACUGUCAAGAAAAUGCUUGAGAGUCGAUUCAUCGAAGCGCAAAUUCCCGACAAAAUGUCUUCAUGUUAUUUGGCUAUGUAGCACAUAGGAACAGAAAAUAACGGAAAUAAAGUCAUUUUUGUAAUUCAAAA
This is a messenger RNA of Nyctereutes procyonoides (raccoon dog), 6829 nucleotides long. RefSeq names its product leucine rich repeat containing 8 VRAC subunit C (gene LRRC8C). The transcript has 3 exons. The record is from RefSeq and is a predicted model, not a curated record. Bases 131 to 2542 code for a protein of 803 amino acids. Lineage: Eukaryota; Metazoa; Chordata; Mammalia; Carnivora; Canidae. Gene Ontology annotation, molecular function: protein binding.